UAUUGGAUGUUUUGGUUAGUGAAUCGAUAGUUUGUGAAGUACAAUAUCGACAUCAUGGCAGAUACUGCUGUAGAACAGCCGCCUCCAACGACACAAACACAAGCCGGAAACACAUACGUGAUUCGUCCAAAUUUCCAACAUAAAUUUCGUCCGGUUAUUGUGAAGGAAUGCAUACAUAACGCCUUAAGUGAACAUUUGACGGGAAAGAACUAUGAUGCUGAAGAAACAAUAGAAUGGACGAAAGUGAUAUCAGAUGAUAUUAAACAGAGGUUAAAAGAUUUGGGAUAUGACCGGUAUAAAUUCAUUGUCCAAGUGGUGAUAGGAGAACAGCGAGGGGAGGGUGUCAAGAUGGGAUGCAGAUGUUUCUGGGACUCAGACACAGACAAUUAUGCUCAGGAUAUUUUUAUGAAUGAUUCCUUGUUCUGUGUAGCCGCAGCCUUCGGAUGUUUCUUCUACUGAUAGAAAGAUGAUCUUCACCAGCAAAACCAUUCCAUUAUCCGUCCACAUUAAGAAUCCCUGUGAUGUCACUAGACUGUGAUGUCAAAGGGUUGUGAUGUCACUAGACUGUGAUGUCAAAGGGUUGUGAUGUCACUAGACUGAUGUCAUAAGGCUGUGAUGUCAUUAGACUGUGAUGUCAUAAGGCUGUGAUGUCAUAAGGCUGUGAUGUCAUAAGUUUGUGAUGUCAUAUUAACUGUGAUGUCAUAAGACUUUUGAUGAGAGAAGUAGACUUACAGUCCAGUUUUCAACUGUAAGUGUUCCCCAAGAUAUAUCAAUCUUUUUGAAGAAAAAAACAUUAGAGGAAUUAUUUAUGAGAAGUAACAACACCAAAAAAUCCCAUUAGAGUUGUACUUUUAUUUCUGAACGUGGAAAAACAAAAUGCUUCGUAUGAUUUUACUAAUUGUAAUGGAAAAAUAGAUGUACGACGAGGAGGAGUCUUCUCAGAGGUCUAGAAUACUCCAGGGGGGAAAAAACGAUCAUUUCCUAUUCCACUCCAAAGGGUGAUGAAAGCUCAUCAGACAACCACAACCAAACUUACAGACUAAGCUUCUACACACAGAAUUAAUUGUCAGAAAGUGUCUGCUCGAAUCUUAAUGACGUUUACUUGUAAUUAUCAUGUGUAUGUAGUAUGAAACGAGCACCUAUAGAUUUAUUGUUCAACGAAGUACCAAAACCAGACAAGGGUUGUCGGGGAGUUGGUGAAGGGG
Molecule: messenger RNA, 1205 nt
Organism: Mizuhopecten yessoensis (Yesso scallop)
Lineage: Eukaryota; Metazoa; Mollusca; Bivalvia; Pectinida; Pectinidae
Product: tctex1 domain-containing protein 2-like
Exons: 5
Coding region: 55-459 (134 amino acids)
Biological process (GO): microtubule-based movement
Cellular component (GO): cytoplasmic dynein complex; cytoplasm
Molecular function (GO): dynein intermediate chain binding
Source: RefSeq, a predicted model, not a curated record